This is a messenger RNA of Kluyveromyces marxianus DMKU3-1042, 4983 nucleotides long. It is a transcript of the gene RPA190, whose product is annotated as DNA-directed RNA polymerase I core subunit RPA190. Gene Ontology annotation, molecular function: DNA-directed RNA polymerase activity; DNA binding. Gene Ontology annotation, cellular component: RNA polymerase I complex. The record is from RefSeq and is a predicted model, not a curated record. The coding region runs from base 1 to 4983 and encodes 1660 amino acids. The transcript has a single exon. NCBI's taxonomy places the organism in Eukaryota, Fungi, Ascomycota, Saccharomycetes, Saccharomycetales, Saccharomycetaceae. Gene Ontology annotation, biological process: DNA-templated transcription.
AUGGAUAUUUCGAAGCCAGUUGGUGCUGAGAUCACCAGCAUUGACUUCAGUGUCUUGGCUUCUGAUGAGAUUCGUAAUUUGUCUGCGAAGCAGGUUACCAAUCCUACAGUUUUGGACAACUUGGGCCACCCUAUCCAAGGAGGUUUGUACGAUUUAGCACUUGGUGCGUUUUUAAAGAAUUUGUGUACAACAUGUGGGUUGGACGAGAAGUUCUGUCCUGGUCACCAGGGUCAUAUUGAGUUGCCAGUUCCAUGCUACAACCCGCUUUUCUUCAACCAAUUGUACAUAUACUUGAGAUCGUCAUGUCUCUUUUGUCAUCAUUUCAGAUUGAAGUCUAGCGAGGUGCACUUGUAUGCAUGCAAGCUAAGACUCUUGCAAUACGGGCUCAUUGACGAGAGAUACCAGAUUGACAACAUCAGAUUGAACCAGAUGGUUGACGUUGAUGAGGCCGAGGAAGGUGAGGAAGAGAGCUACAGUGAUAACAAGACCAAGAACAGCAGUGGUACGCAACAUUUGUUGAAGGAACUCAGAAUAAAGCGCAAUGAGUUUGUUGAAAUGUCCAUUGCGAAGGCAUUAUCCGACGGAAGGACCACCGAACACGGUACUUUCACCGCUACCGUCAAUGACGAAAGAAAGGCUUUGAUUCACGACUUCCACAAGAGACUGUUGUCUAGACCAAAGUGUGACAACUGUAGCAUGUUCUCGCCAAAGUUCAGAAAGGAUGGUUUCACUAAGAUCUUUGAGACUGCCCUCACUGAAAAGCAGUUGACUAACAACAGAGUUAAGGGUUUGGUCCGUGCUGACAUGAUCAAGAAGAAGAUGCAGAUGAAGAAGCUACAAACCAAUGGUGACUCUUCUUCCAAGGGCGACAAUGACGAAGAAGAAGAGGAAGAAUUCGGUACUGCCAGGUCUUCAAUCAACUUGAAGCCAAAGACAGGGUCCACUUACAUUCUCUCCACGGAAGUUAGAAAUAUUCUAAGAGCUGUUUUCAGAAAUGAACAAGAAGUACUACAGUACGUCUUCUACUCAAGACCUAACCACAGCAAUAAGAAGGUCACUGCCGAUAUGUUCUUCAUGGAAGUGCUUAUUGUGCCUCCAACUAGAUUCCGUCUACCUUCUAAACUUGGUGAUGAAGUGCAUGAAAACACCCAAAAUCAAUUGCUAUCGAAAAUCUUAACUACAUCCUUACUGAUUAGAGAUUUGAACGAUGAAAUGUCUCGCUUACAAAAAGAUAAGGUUUCGGCCGACGAUAGAAAGGUCAUCUUCAACAGAUUGAUGAACGCGUUUGUCACUAUUCAAAACGAUGUGAACGCAUUUAUCGAUUCCACCAAGGCUCAAAGUGGCUCGGGUAAUAAGGUACCAAUUCCUGGUGUUAAGCAAGCUUUGGAAAAGAAGGAAGGUCUUUUCAGAAAACACAUGAUGGGUAAGCGUGUUAACUAUGCUGCUCGUUCUGUCAUUUCCCCUGAUCCAAAUAUCGAAACCAAUGAAAUUGGUGUCCCACCAGUUUUCGCAACGAAAUUAACAUACCCAGAACCAGUAACUUCGUACAAUGCUGCUGAACUGCGUCAAGCGGUCAUCAACGGUCCAGACAAAUGGCCUGGUGCUACUCAAAUCCAAAAUGAGGAUGGCUCCUUUGUCUCCUUGGUUGGAAUGAGUUUGGAACAACGGAAAGCACUAGCUAACCAAUUGUUAACGCCUUCAACCCAUGAUGUCGCGCACUCCAUUAACAAAAAGGUUUACCGUCAUAUCAAAAACAGAGAUGUUGUUAUUAUGAACCGUCAACCAACUUUGCAUAAAGCUUCUAUGAUGGGUCAUAAGGUUAGAGUUUUACCAGGUGAAAAAACUUUGCGUUUACACUAUGCCAACACUGGUGCCUAUAACGCAGAUUUCGAUGGUGAUGAAAUGAAUAUGCAUUUCCCACAAAACGAAAACGCAAGAGCUGAAGCUUUGAACUUGGCUAACACCGACUCGCAAUACUUGACACCUACAUCCGGUUCCCCUGUUAGAGGUCUUAUCCAAGAUCAUAUUUCUGCUGGUGUUUGGUUAACCAACAAAGAUUCCUUCUUCACCAGAGAACAAUACCAACAAUAUGUUUAUGGUUGUAUCCGUCCAGAAGAUGGUCAUGCUACAAGAAACAAGUUGGUCACCAUUCCACCAGCUGUCAUGAAACCUGUACCACUAUGGACUGGUAAGCAAAUUAUCACCACAGUUCUCUUGAACACAUGCCCAGCUGACAUGCCUGGUAUUAACCUAAGUUCUAAGAACAAGAUCAAGAAUGACUACUGGGGUAAAUCCUCCGAAGAAAACAACGUUAUUUUCAAGGAUGGGCAACUACUAUGUGGUAUUUUGGAUAAAUCCCAAUAUGGUGCUUCCAAGUUCGGUAUCGUUCACUCUUUACAUGAAGUGUAUGGUCCAGAAAUCGCUGCAAAGAUUCUUUCUGUUCUUGGUAGACUAUUUACCAACUACAUCUCCUCAACUGCUUUCACCUGUGGUAUGGAUGAUUUGCGUUUGACUGAUGAAGGUAACAAAUGGAGAAAAGAUAUCCUAAAGAAGUCUGUUGAUAUCGGUAGAGUUGCUGCUGCUGAAGUUACCAACUUAGAUAAGGAUGUUACCUCUAAUGAUCCGGAAUUAUUGAAGCGUUUGGAAGAAAUCUUAAGAGAUGAUAACAAAUUGGGUAUUUUAGAUGCUAUUACCUCUUCAAAGGUCAAUGCUAUCACUUCGCAAGUUGUGUCUAAGUGUGUCCCAGAUGGUACCAUGAAGAAGUUCCCAUACAACUCUAUGCAGGCUAUGGCUCUAUCCGGUGCCAAGGGUUCCAAUGUUAACGUUUCUCAAAUUAUGUGUCUAUUGGGUCAACAAGCACUAGAAGGUAGAAGAGUUCCAGUUAUGGUUUCAGGUAAAACACUACCAUCUUUCAAACCAUUUGAGACAGAUGCUAGGGCUGGUGGUUAUAUUAAGGGUCGUUUCUACUCUGGUAUUAGACCACAGGAGUACUACUUCCAUUGUAUGGCUGGUCGUGAAGGUUUGAUUGAUACUGCAGUCAAGACAUCUAGAUCUGGUUACUUACAACGUUGUUUGACUAAACAAUUGGAAGGUGUCCAUAUCUCUUACGAUAAUUCCGUUAGAGAUGGUGAUGGUACUUUAAUCCAAUUCCUAUAUGGUGGUGAUGCUGUUGAUAUCACAAAGGAAUCUCACAUGACGGAAUUCAAAUUCUGUGUCGAUAACUACGACGCUUUGUUGAAGAAGUACAACCCAUCUGCAUUAGUUGAUCAUUUGGAUGUUGAGUCUGCAUUGAAAUACUCCAAGAAGGCAUUGAAGAACAGAAAGAAGAACGCUAAAUUACCUCAUUACGCUCAAACACCUAAAUAUGACCCUGUUCUAUCCAAGUUCAACCCAGCUAAAUAUCUAGGUGCUGUUUCAGAAAAUUUCCAAGACAAAUUAGAGAGCUUCAUUAAUAGCAAUGAUGAACUCUUCAAGAAAGACGCUAGCGUGAACGAAAAGAAAUUCAGAGCUUUGAUGCAAUUGAAGUACAUGCGUUCGUUGAUUAACCCAGGUGAAGCAGUCGGUAUCAUUGCCUCUCAAUCUAUCGGUGAACCAUCUACACAGAUGACUUUGAACACUUUCCAUUUCGCUGGUCACGGUGCUGCUAAUGUGACAUUAGGUAUUCCUCGUAUGAGAGAAAUUAUCAUGACUGCCUCAGCUGCUAUUAAGACACCUCAAAUGACAAUGCCUAUCAGGGAUGAUGUUUCUGAUGAAUUGGCAGAUACAUUCUGUAAAAACAUCACUAAGGUCAUGUUAUCUGAGGUCAUCGACAAGGUCCAAGUUACGGAAACUAUUGGUUCUCAAGAUUCUUCUUCUGCAUCAUCUCGUUCUUAUGUCAUUAAUAUCAACUUCUUUGAUGCCGCAGAAUAUUUGGAAGAGUACGAUGUCUCAAAGGAAGAACUACAAUCUGUCAUUUCUGGUAAGUUCAUCAAGUCUUUGGAAGCUGCCAUUGUUAAGGAAAUCAAGAAGCAAAAGAAGACUUCAUUGCCUGAUAUCGGAACUGCUCUACCUAAGUCACAAACGGCUUUGGCUGGUGAUGAAAGAGUGGUUGAUAUUGAAGAAGACAACGACGAAGAACAAUCCCGUAAGAAAUCAAAGGAAUCUGUUUCCUACGACGAACCUGAUGAUGAUGAAUUGGAGACCAUGAGACAAGCUGAACAGACUUCAGAUGAGGAAAUGAACUCCGAUAGCGAAGCCGAAUCUGAAUCUGAUUCCGAAUCUGAUUCCGAUGAGGACUUGAAAAAGGAAAGAAACGCCAAGGACAUGACCAAAGAACAACGUGAUCGUCAAUCUGCUCUAAUAUCAUCUACUAGAUUCGUUACCAAAUAUAACUUUGAUGACAAGCAUGGUAGAUGGUGUGAGUUCAAACUUGAAUUGUCUGCUGACACGGAAAAGUUGUUGAUGGUGAAUAUUGUCGAAGAUAUCUGUAAGAAAUCUAUCAUUAGACAAGUUCCACACAUUGAUCGUUGUGUUCACCCUGAACCUGAAAACGGUAAACGUGUUCUUGUUACUGAGGGUGUUAACUUCCAAGCUAUGUGGGAUCAAGAUGACUUCAUUGAUGUCAAUGGUAUUAGAUCUAACGAUGUUGCCGCUGUUCUAAAGACAUAUGGUGUUGAAGCAGCUAGAAACACCAUUGUGAACGAAAUCAACAACGUUUUCUCUCGUUAUGCUAUUUCUGUUUCCUUCCGUCAUUUGGACUUGAUUGCUGAUAUGAUGACUAGACAAGGUAACUAUCUUGCCUUUAACAGACAAGGUAUGGAAUCCUCAACUUCUUCGUUGAUGAAGAUGUCUUACGAAACAACUUGUCAAUUUUUGACCAAGGCUGUUCUUGACAACGAACAUGAAGAAUUGAAAUCACCUUCCGCAAAAAUUGUCAUGGGUAAAUUGAAUGGUGUGGGUACUGGUUCCUUCGAUAUUCUAUCUAAGGUUCCAAAUGUAAAAUAG